Molecule: messenger RNA, 595 nt
Organism: Symbiodinium sp. CCMP2592
Lineage: Eukaryota; Dinophyceae; Suessiales; Symbiodiniaceae
Source: the annotation of a GenBank genome assembly
GCUGUGUACCUGUCCGCCACCGCCACUGGAACAGGAAGAUCUUUGGUGGGAACGGCACCUGCACCCGCCGUCGCUACGCCUGUGUUCGGGACCUUUCCUUCCUGGAUCAAGACCCGGACGACUGGGAGAUUGGUGGGAAGGUGAGCUGGACGCCGCCAGAAGAUCCUGGAGUUUUGGAAGGCUAUGUGCUCUACCUGGCCGUUGGGGCCAACUCCUUGGACAUCUCAGCCGAUUUCCCUUUGGAAACUACACCCACGUGCUGGUCUACACAAGGUCGGACUUCGGGGAAUCCUCCAUCCCAGAAGCAGUGCCUAUCGUUGAUGUGUUCUCUCGCGUCAUCGACCUGGACUUCGUGGACAAGGACCUCGACGCAGAGCAGCUUGGUGGAUUCGUUCGCUGGAUUGCACCGGCGGAUGUGCCACAGGUUCGAGCCUCAGGCCGAUGCAAGAACAACACGACCCAGCUGGAUGUUGUUGUGCUAUUAGCCACUCAGAAGCUAAGCCUUGUGUCUCAAGCUCCGAAGGUUCUCACACGAUGGCUAGAGUCUCAACAGUUGAUGAGAACACACACACUCCUCAAAAGCAAACCAGGAUAA